UGAGACGUUCCGGCAGACUUGGCAUAAAUCAGGUUCGUAGAAGGAAAAAUGACAGAAUAAAGAGAAAUUCCCCUGAAGUAAAAUACAUAUGUGUUCAGACAGGUCGGGACCCCCCCUCACUUCCUUCUCAUGUGGUGCCCUCCAUGGUAUAUAAGAAGACGCCAACGUUCUCGAGAUUCAUCCUGCACAGCUCGCACUCACCAUGGAUGUUCCCUUUAAAGGUCAAGCUAAGGAGCCGCCAUAUCUGCCUGGGGGAGUGGGUCCAGAAGAGGCCGCCAACCCCGACAUACAAUCCGUCUGUGACGCGGUAAAACCUGACUUUCUGAAGAGAUCCGCGGUUAAUGCCACAAAGUUUAAGGCCGUCAAAUACAAAAGUCAAACUGUGGCUGGAUAUAACUACUUUAUCAAGGUCUGGCUCGGAGGGACUCAGUACUGUCAUCUGAGAAUAUAUAAGCCCCUGCCUCAUACUGGAGGGAAACCGCGGCUGGACUCUUACCAGAUGGGAAAGACUGAACACGACGCCAUCACUCAUUUCUAAAAAGCAAAUCCAAUGCUUAAUAUAUGCGCAAAACUACCGUAAAUCCUGCUCAAAGCUGCUGAUAUU
Hyla sarda is the source of this 604-nucleotide messenger RNA. Its product is annotated as cystatin-A-like. The coding region runs from base 203 to 538 and encodes 111 amino acids. The record is from RefSeq and is a predicted model, not a curated record. Gene Ontology annotation, cellular component: cytosol. Gene Ontology annotation, molecular function: cysteine-type endopeptidase inhibitor activity. The transcript has 3 exons. NCBI's taxonomy places the organism in Eukaryota, Metazoa, Chordata, Amphibia, Anura, Hylidae.